UCAUCAAUUUGUGUCAUUCUUGUCCAUUCACAAACAAAGGCUUUGGUUCAAGUACGACAGUAGUCGUAAUAGGACAAGAAUUGUAGCUUGAAAUUUAUUUUGUAUAUGAAGAAAGCAGGAAAAAAGUUUGCGCAGACCCAAGCCUUACUUUUGAAGACUUGGAAUUUUCAGAAACGUCAACACGGUGAAAAUGCUUGCAACAUUUUGGUGCCUAUUGUACUUCUUGUUUUGACGUAUAUACUCGGAAAAGUCUUGGGUACAGGUAGUCGGGUACCUGUAAAGUCAAGUCGCGCCAAUCCUAUUGGUGCAUUUGCUCCGAUGCCUUUCGAUCCUUAUGAUUGUCACCGAGCCUAUAGUGACCCAGAACUGUGUUUGAAGGAUCCUUUUGCACCAAAGCCCAUUCUGUUUCCUUAUUGGGCUGCUAACGAGACAAUACCAGGUCUUGUCGAAUACGAGUCGUGUGACCCUCUUAAGAAUGAAACUCUUUGUCUCGAAAUUGCUGGAAAGAAGAAACAAGGAAAAGGAGUAUUCGAUCAUUAUUCGUUGUAUCCUAUGAUUUAUCCAGGUGCUAUACCUCCUGCCAAUUUUAGUAAGGAACAAAACUCUUACGACGGCAUAUAUCUUUAUAAAAUAUUCCAUGACGAGGCAAAUAAUUCGAUUUAUAAUGCAACAAUACAAGCACAAAACGCUUCUGUUCCUUAUAUUGAUAAUGUAUAUGCACUACGCGUAGAGCCCUUCGCGUCCGCAGAUCAACUGAAACAAGAAAUCUAUCAUUCAUUUUAUAAUCAACCUUUUUUUGCUAAAUAUUAUGGCGGUUAUAUCAUAGAUCAACUGAACGUCAAAAAUGUCAGCUUGAAUAUUUCAGCACUUGUAUUGUACAAUCAAACUUUGCUAAAUUGGCCUUCCGCGAGUAUAAGUCAACCAGCUGCCAGAUUUUGUGAUAAAGGAAAUUGCGAGUUGAUUUCUGGUGUGAUGCGUCUCUCUGAUGCACUUUAUCGUUAUUUCACUGCAAAAAAUACAAGAAUUUUCAACUAUCUCAGAAAAUUUCCUCGUCAUCAUAAGAAGUCUACAAUAGACUUCAUUCAGUUGGUAGUUUCCAUUCUUUUGGGAUUCCUGCUUCAUUUUCCGUUGCCAACUUUUUUGAGAUAUAUCGUCUAUGAGCGAGAAAAUAGAUUACGCGAUAUUAUGCAGAUGAUGGGAUUAUCUUUUUCAACAUAUUGGAUAGUGACUUAUAUUUCAUUUCUUCUCUUGUAUAUUGUCGUUGCUGGAGUUACUACUAUUGUUGGAGUUAUCCUUCAAUUAGAAUUUUUUAUGAAGAAUACUCCUUUGAUGUAUCUUAUUUUGUUCUUUCUAUGGGGAAACAAUCUUAUUGCCUUUGCUAUGAUGUUGGCACCUUUUCUUCCUAAUGUGGAUACAGCAGUCAUUUUUGGAUGGUUUUAUGUUAUUGUUGUCAACUUCUUGGGGGCUCCUUAUACAGGCAAACUUUACACAUAUCGUGCCGAAAGUAGCCUUCUUUUUGCUAUUUGCUUUCUUCCCUCUUUUGCUUUCUUUCGAGUUUUAUAUUAUGUUGGAGAAAUUAAUGAUCGUGGCUAUGGUCUCUGUGUCUCAGGUUGUUACGUUGCCAACUUUAAGAAUGGUAUACGUUAUCCUUUGGGCAUGUGUUCUGGACCAUCUUCCGUUUGUACAGUGUAUGUUUUUCUGAUAGUAGAAUGGUUCAUUUUUUUAGUUUUGGGUUUAUAUUUCGAUCAAGUCAUAUCAUAUAGUGGUCGAGACAGGAAACAUCCUUUGUUCUUUUUGGUUCCGUUGAAACGCAUUAUUUUAUCACAUAAAGGAAAGAAUGACGUGAUGAUUGGCACAACAGGCGGACCUGACAAGUCGAAAAAUUCGUCGGAAGGUUUCUUAGAAAGAGUUGAUGGCUACGAAGAUAUCCGUAAUGAACGUGAAGUAGCGGAACAGUCUUUACAAAGUCUCGAUUAUGGACUCUCUAUCUCACAUUUAUCCAAAUGGUUUCCUGGCAGACCACCAAAGAAAGCAGUAAAUGACUUGUCUUUAGCUAUAAGAAAGAAUGAGGUUUUUGGCCUUUUAGGUCACAACGGUGCAGGGAAGACUACCACAAUGAAUAUUGUCGUUGGUCAAUUACAGGCAGAUAGAGGGAAAGUGAUUAUUGAUGGUUUCGACUUGAAAAGGGAAAGAAAACAUAUUCUAUCUCGGCUAGGAAUAUGUCCUCAGUUUGAUAUUCUUUGGAGCGAUCUCACUGGAAAAGAACAUCUCUAUUUCUAUUGCAGACUUCGCGGUAUUAUUGGAAAGGAAUGCGAAAAGGAGGUUGAAAGCUCACUGGCUUCUGUUCAGUUGGAGUCUGCCGCAGACCGAGUUGUGAAAAAGUAUUCUGGUGGAAUGAGACGGCGACUGAGUGUUGCUGUUUCUUUAAUUGGUUUUCCUUCAGUUGUAUUAUUAGAUGAACCUUCAACUGGAUUAGAUCCAGAUUCUAAGCACAAGUUAUGGCAGUGCAUCCAACAGAGGAAGGAGGGCAAAACUAUUGUUUUAACAACACAUUCCAUGGAAGAAGCUGAGCGACUGUGUGACCGUACGGGAAUUAUGGCCAAUGGAAGUUUGAAAUGCAUUGGCUCUCCUGAAGAAUUAAAAAUUCGCCUUGGAAAAGGCUUUCGAUUGAAUAUUUCUUGUCCACGGAAACGAAUUCAAUCAGUUCGUUCCUUUAUUGAGGAACAAUAUCCAGAGGCAUUUUUAGAUCAUUCCUUAGCUGGUAGUAUAAUAUUUUGGCUUCCACGUAAUAUUUCUAUUGCAUCGGUUUUUGAGUUGAUGGAAAAAGUCAAAGAUGAACUCUCUAUUCAAGAUUGGGGUAUAAGUCAAAGUACCCUUGAAGACGUAUUCAUCAGUGUCACCAGAGAUGAAGAAAGAAAGUCUUUGAGUGUAAAAAUUGAGUAGCGUUUGUGGUGCAUUUAGAGAGAGAGAGAGAGAGAGAAUCCAACUCUCGACAAGAUAUGAGACAGUGACCACGUUCAUAUUGUAUAUUAUAUGAAACGGUUAUGAAAUAAAUAAUGCAUGUAUUGUCAAUAUGAUUUGGGAGUUUUAUGCUCCGUUUGAGAAUGGUCCUCUCACUCACUUUGAUUGCAAUGGAAGUUACUAUAAAUAGAAAUUCCGUUGG
Molecule: messenger RNA, 3163 nt
Organism: Galdieria sulphuraria
Lineage: Eukaryota; Rhodophyta; Bangiophyceae; Galdieriales; Galdieriaceae
Product: ABC-2 type transport system, ATP-binding protein
Exons: 12
Coding region: 106-2943 (945 amino acids)
Biological process (GO): transmembrane transport; lipid transport
Cellular component (GO): intracellular membrane-bounded organelle; membrane
Molecular function (GO): lipid carrier activity; ATP hydrolysis activity; ABC-type transporter activity
Source: RefSeq, a predicted model, not a curated record